Messenger RNA from Pseudocercospora fijiensis CIRAD86, 687 nucleotides. RefSeq lists its product as uncharacterized. The record is from RefSeq and is a predicted model, not a curated record. Lineage: Eukaryota; Fungi; Ascomycota; Dothideomycetes; Mycosphaerellales; Mycosphaerellaceae. The transcript has 8 exons. Bases 1 to 687 code for a protein of 228 amino acids.
AUGGCACGUGACUUUUAUGUUGAUCUGAAGACCACUUCCGGAAUCAAGGACCAGCACACGAGGAUGGGAGAUACUAAAUUCCGGGUAUCACAGGGCAACACUUCCUUGCGUAAGAUUUUCAUCCUAAGAUCUGAUUCCAAUGCCACCAGAUCGACACACCUACACCUGGAAAAACUUUUCCGGGUAUUGGGUUCAUUGCUGGUAUCGAUGUUACAGUACAGCAUGGACGUUGUGCUCUCGCUUUUGGCGCUCGGGUUGGCUAUAGGACUAAUGGUAUGGUGGGACUUAAUCAACUUCUUUGUGUUCUUGUUUGGUAUUUUCGGAUGGGCCAUCGAUAAGAAUGAAGGCACAGGAACACACCCUCAACAUGGCAGUGUAUGGCUUGCAGUUUCUCAAGCAUCAUACUGUCUCGGUCAGAGCGAAUGCCAGAACGCCAAACACUGCAUUGUUUGGACAGCUCAUUACAGCUCCUCUCACCAUGACUAUAACAGCGAUCUGCGGUCUUCUCAUCACAUCAGCAACGGCAGAAAUGUACGGCACUUACCUCUGGAAUCCCUUCGAGCUCUUGCUGCACUGCACAUUCAACAACAGAAAUCUCUGACUCCUGCGGCUAGAGUUGACACGAGCUCUUCCUGGCGUCUCGAACAUGCUGUUGAUUUGAUUAAUCGUCAAUCACAAUCGCUAUAA